AUGGAGGGAAGGGAAUCGAAUCGACUCGAAUCGGUUCGAAUCGACUCGAAUCGGUUCGAAUCGACUCGAAUCGGUUCGAAUCGGUUCGAAUCGGUUCGAAUCGACUCGAAUCGGUUCGAAUCGACUCGAAUCGGUUCGAAUCGACUCGAAUCGACUCGAAUCGACUCGAAUCGGUUCGAAUCGGUUCGAAUCGACUCGAAUCAAGCGGGUAGCUAA
Messenger RNA from Caenorhabditis angaria, 216 nucleotides. The record is from the annotation of a GenBank genome assembly. NCBI's taxonomy places the organism in Eukaryota, Metazoa, Nematoda, Chromadorea, Rhabditida, Rhabditidae.